AUGCCUCAUGCCAUGGUAUCAGCUUUUCAAGGACACCAAUUCCUGAACAGCAACGUCUCCGGCAAUGCACGAGCGCAUUUCGGAGACACCCACAAUGAGACGACGGUUGUGUGGAACACCAUUCAUAUAGUCGUUCAGGAGUCGGGAGGUGAUGACAGGCACGUUGGUCUCCCGGACAAUGUCAGAAGCCCUGCGCGUGAAAAGAAGAUCAACGAGAACGUCGAAGCUCUUCUGCAUCACAUUGACCCCGAAUUCAAGGAAAUUACUAUGCUGGGUGCCCGGUUUGUCGAGGAAAGGGCUUUUCGGCUUCGCUCUGCUGCCCCAGACUCGUUUCUUCCCCCUGAAGGAACAGCAGUGGAGAGACAGGGAAGCAAUUCCCAACCCAGAACGACUUUCACUUCCAACUCCAAAGACAACAGCAUUCUCUCCAAAAUCUCAGAACUGGAAGGUUCGGAGCACCAAUCGCAUUCAGCGAUAGGGAAACAAGUGCACCCACCAGCCGGCCAUGCGGCAGACGUGCUCAUGUCGAGUUUGGUGGCAACUCGCAGAGAGCUUUCCGAGCUCAGAGAAUCUUUGAACAGUGUUGUUGCCCAACAGCGAGACCUUCUCAUGGCCUCACAGACGCGUGACAAGCCUCUUGUGCAGCGUUUAUUCCUUGCCAUAUUCAACGCUGCAAAAUCACGCCUCCGAGCCCAGAAUGCAGGAAACAGCACCAAGGCCAUUCUCAUCCAAGUAUUUGGCCCAUGGUGGGGUGUGAACUCAUCCAGUACGAACAGGAGUUCCGAAGACGAUGCUGCUGCUGCAUCAUUGGUUGACGAUUUCCUUCGUUCUUCAUUCCUUCUAGCAUGCUGCUACAUUCCUCGGAUGGCCAAGCAGCUCAUGUCAAGAGUUCGACAAGAUCCAGUUUUCGCCAUCUUGCUUCCAUGUCUGGGGUCUUCACUGGUACGACUCAUGCACAACAUCCCACAGCAUGUCAGCUGGCUCCAAGGAGAUGACAGUAUCACCCUGGAGGAUGCCCUCGGGGUCUCGAUCAAGAUUCCACUACUUUUGUGCCGCAGUUCCAAAAUAUUCCAUGCGUUCAUAGAGACCCAUUUCGAAAACAAGCCAGGCAUGUUAAUCGUCCAAGCGCGGAAAUACAGUAUUACACUCGACAGCCGCAGAGGGCGUGUCAUCCUUCAAGGAUCGGAGGGCUGGAAAACGGGAGAGAUCAAGGCUCGCUCGACCGUUAUCAUGUCGAUACAUGUCUCUUCAAAUGCAGCAAUAUGCUUGAACUGCGGAAAUCCUCUGGUAAAUCAGAGUGAGGACGUGAAUGAGUUUUAUACUUGUCCCUGUGGUCGACUCUAUCGGACGCACCAUGAAAAGCCAUCAGGGCACAAUGAUGCCACUAGCGUACCCGAUCAGACGGCGAGCAGUUCUGGUAUCGACCAGGAAAACCCUUCUGAUGCCGGCGCUUCAGCUAUACGGCUACCAUCUCCAUCAUCGAUUGACGGAAACGCCAACUCAUCUCACACCACCUCCCUCGACGCCGGCGAGCUUGCCGUAAUUCGAAACAUCGAUCUGAUGCUUCCUGUGCAGCAGUCUAUGGGAAUUCCUGAGGACUCUUCGGAAAGCUAUCUCUUACCCCCUGAUACUUCACUGGCAGAUGCUCUCACUUAUAAGAUGAGCCACAAGACGAUGUCCAGUGCGGGCGAGCGAGAGGAAAUAUCCAGUAUGCUUACGGAGCGCCUAGAGCAAACCGCCCUUGGCCAAACUUAUAUCAAUGGGGGCCCUGGUUCUGCCGUGAACAGGUUGCCUCCGAAUUCGUCGUUUGAAGAUCUGGUCGCUGCCCAGAUGAUGGACGUUACUCGAGACAUGCAGCGCCAGGUCCGUGAGAAGCUGGCAAGUAUUUCGAAAAGUACGGGCAUGACGCCGUCAGCGACUCCGAACAAUAGUGACACGCCGCUUCACGAGGGACAGGACGUUUCCUCGUUAGCUGUAGCCGACCACGCCGCCGGUAGUCCUCCUGGCAUGUCUUCGGACGACUCCCGAGAUCUCCAGGUAGAGGAGCUGAAGGCGAUGAUGCAGAAACUUUCAUCAAUGCAGCUGGCAAUGUCAAACGUCUACAACACAAUGCACGAGAACGCAAUGAAUUCGAUUAGGAAUAUCAAGGCAUGA
Exophiala aquamarina CBS 119918 is the source of this 2154-nucleotide messenger RNA. RefSeq lists its product as uncharacterized. The record is from RefSeq and is a predicted model, not a curated record. Bases 1 to 2154 code for a protein of 717 amino acids. The transcript is spliced from 4 exons. NCBI's taxonomy places the organism in Eukaryota, Fungi, Ascomycota, Eurotiomycetes, Chaetothyriales, Herpotrichiellaceae.